AUUUAAAUAAUAAUAUUUGUAUCAGGCCUAUCAACCUUAUACCGCACUGGAGAGUAGAAAUCGACAUUCAGUGCGGAUACAAGGCCCAUAGGCCUUAUGGGAAGUACAACGCCUAACUGCCUAAUACCGCACUGAUUGAAGAGUUAAAAUUAAUUAGUGUUGUGUUGACAGCUUUUACAAAUGCAUGUGCGUACAAUUCAUAAAAAAUGCAUCGAGUCAAUAAACGUUGUCGAAAAAUGCUCGAGCUGUCUUUUCAAAAUGCUCAAGAAGUGGUGGACCAAAAUAACAGUGCCAGCUUACAAGAAAAAAAACAAAUUCAAAUCCUUCAGGAUGUUAUUGUUAAGCCAGCUUCUACAAGCAGUGAAACUACAACUUUUCAAGAACCUCGCUGCAGUUCAUCUAUUGCUUUUCAAGAACCUAGCUUCAGUUCAACUUUACACGAUACCUCAAUGCGGGUAAGUCCUCAAGUUAGAAAGACUUAUUUAGACUUUACGCCUAAAAGAAAGAAAAUACAAAAAUCAGAAAACGAUGUUUAUGUUAGUCCUAGUACUGGCAAUACUCUUCAUGUACUGGAAAACGCUGAAUACCGACUUGCAACUCCUAUCCGCAAAUAUUAUAAUUUACGGAAAGAAACCCCAGUAACUCCGAACGUAUCAAAUCUUACAAGCAGGACUAGUUCUAUUAGUGACAUUUCAUGUGCAAAAUCCUUAUUAUGCCCACUAUCCAACGAGGAUAUCUGUGCAAUAUAUGACACCCAAACGCAGAAUAAUCAAAGUUCAUUGACAAAUUUGAAUAUUUCUACAAUUUAUGGUAAAGAUUUAAAUCCAGAUGCAUCUAAUAACAAUUAUACUCCCAACCCUUCCGAGAAAAUCUGUGCAAUAUAUGACACUCAAACGCAAAAUGAACAAAGUUCAUUAACAUAUUUGAAUAUUCCUGCAAAUUCUGCUAAAGAUUUUGAACCCGAUUCAUCUGAUGAUAAUUAUGCUCCCAACUCGUCUGACCUAGAAACUGAUUCUUCUUACUCCGACGAUAGUGAUGGUGAUGAUAGCGUGAUAACUUACUAUGAAAACAGUUCUGAAAUCGAAUUAGUUCAAAUACUUGAAAAUACUCAAUGUACAGAAAACAAUAAUUUUGACGAGUGGGAAGACAUUAACGAUACAAAACCUGAUUUCGAUGAAUUCACAGAUAAUUGUAGACCAAACAUUCCGGAUAAUACUAUAACGCCAGCAGAUUUUUACAGUCUAUUUGUAACGGAUGAAAUUAUUGAGCAAAUGGUAAUAAACACAAACAAUUACGCACAAGAUCUUAUUAGUAAUCUAAGUAAUCUUAAGCGUAAAUCACGCUUGCGAGCCUGGACUCCCACAACUCCAGAGGAGAUGAAAAAAUUUUUAGGAGUGCUACUGGCGAUGGGUCUUGUAAGAAUACCACGUUUAAAUGAUUACUGGUCGAAAAGAAACAUCUACAAUAAUAAAUACAUUAGUUCAGUUAUGACAAGAGAUCGAUUUCUGCUAAUUUUGAAAUUUUGGCAUUUUAGUCAAGAGUCACCUAACGACACAGACAAAUUGAAAAAGAUAAGGGAUACUUUUAAUAAGAUUUUAGAAAAAAUGCAAACCCUUUUGGAGCCAGGUCGGUAUCUUAUCAUAGAUGAAAGUAUGAUUCCGUGGCGAGGGAGGUUGAAAUUUCGCCAAUACAUUAAAAACAAGUCCCACAAAUAUGGAGUGAAACUAUAUAAGCUCUGCACUCCAGAAGGAUACACAAGAAACUGUAUUAUAUAUACAGGUAAAGGAGAUAAUGGUCGAGAAACUAAUCAUGGAAAGGAAACAGUAUUAAGAUUAAUAAAAGGAUUAGAAAAUAAUGGAAGAAUAAUAAUAACAGAUAAUUUCUACAAUUCCAUUGAUCUUGCGGAAGAACUUAUACGUAAAAAGACCUUCAUGUGUGGUACCCUGAGACCAAAUCGGAAAGGAAAUCCUAAGAAAAUAAUAUCCAUAAAAUUGAAACGAGGUCAAAUAGUAGGAAAAAUGAACCCAAAUGGGGUAAGAGUUAUAAAGUGGACAGAUAAGAGACCGGUUCAUAUGAUUUCUACGUGCCGAAAUCACAAUUUGACUCUUAAAUCUACAGGUAAGACGAACCGAAUCACUGGAAACAUAAUUAAAAAACCACAAUGCGUCAUAACAUACAAUGAGAAUAAAAAAGGCAUCGAUUUUAACGACCAAAUGUCUUCAUAUUAUUCUAGCUUGAAAAGAGGCGUGAAAUGGUUCAGAAAAGUAAUGAUGGAGAUAUUAUUUGGAACAGUCAUAAUAAACAGCUGGGUAUUAUACAAUCACGGAAAACCAGUUCAAAUGCCAAAGAAGAAUUUUAUGGAAGCAAUUAUUGAAGCUUUGACUCAGGUGCCGAUAUUAACAGAAACAGCUAAUGAAUGUGCUGCUAUGCCAAAGACGAAUCAUACCUUCGAAAACAAAGGGAUAAAAAGAAGAAACUGUGCGGGUUGUUACAAUAAGCUUCGUGCAACGUUAAAUAGCAAAGAUGCUCAAAGAAAAACCAAAAAAAUUAAAUCGUAUUGCGCUGAGUGCAACAAGGGAUAUUGCGCUAAAUGUUUUUACGAAAAUCAUCUAUAACAGAUAACAGUUAAUAAUAAAAUAAAGUUGAUCUCGA
This is a messenger RNA of Parnassius mnemosyne (clouded apollo), 2652 nucleotides long. The record is from the annotation of a GenBank genome assembly. Lineage: Eukaryota; Metazoa; Arthropoda; Insecta; Lepidoptera; Papilionidae.